GGAAGUUGCCAAGAACACGACUCCAUUGCAAUGCUUUUCAAGAUUCAUCACCCACUAUAUAUGUCACAAGCCAAUUAAUCACCUUUCCUCAACUUAAACACCUUAAGUUUUCAGAUUCAUAGCAGGGUUUCCUUUUCCUUUUCCUUUUUCUUGUUCUUGAUAUUAUGUCUACUUCAUCGGAAAUUGUGGAUUCCGGUAGAUUUUCCGGCCAGAAUAUGCCGUCCAGAGCUCCGGAGAAGUCCAGCUUCUCCCAGACUUGUAAUCUGUUCUCUCAGUACUUGAAGGAAAACGCCACUUUCCCAGAUCUGACUCUUGGUAGGAGGACAGCACCAUCAACUGCCACAAUGAAUCUUUUCCCGAUGGCUGAAACCACACCGACGCCUGUCCAGCCGCAAACCACCGCCGGACAGAAUCAAUCAAGACCGAUGACCAUCUUCUACAACGGUCAGGUCAUCGUGUUCAAUGAUUUAGCUCCAGAGAAGGUUAAAGAAAUCUUGAUGUUAGCGGGGAAAGGGGUUCCCCAGAAGCCCACAAAACCUGAAGAACUUUCGAAUAAUAUGGUGCAUGAUAGUAUCAAGAUUCAACGUCCUCAGCCUGUUGUUGCAGAUCUUCCGAUAGCAAGAAAAGCUUCCCUCGCUAGAUUCUUGGAGAAGAGGAAAGACAGAAUUACGGCUCGAUCGCCAUACCAAACGCAAGGCGAUUCAAAGCAAGAAGAUAGCAAGACGUGGCUGGGACUCGGUGCACAAUCACAUAUCCAAUUUCAGCUGCAACGGUGAUAAUAACGUACGAGUGUUAUCAUAUUUAAAGAUGGUUCAACGAAUCGCUCAAGCAUGUUAAUUACGUUUAGGAUCGAUGAUGUUUUUUUAAUCAUGUUCUUUUUUACGGAUGUCCGGAUUAACUACAGAAAUUUCUAACCUGUUUUUGCGCCUUUCUUGCCAUGAGAGACGUAUUGUAAUAGUAGUAGUUUUACAUGUGAUAUGGGGUUAAUGGAGGUAUACUAUUAUUCUUUAAAAGUGUCGAUUGUUUGGUGUGUUAUUUUUGCACGACUCUUGAAUCAAAACAUAUGUGCAAACAUGUAACAUGUGGGUGGGAAGUGGGAAGUGGGAAGUGGGAACCUAAUUCGAUGAUAUGUUAAAUUAACUUUCUGGUGUUCGGCCAGAUUUGACUCCAUUAGUAGUAUACCAAAAGCGACCCAAACAAUAUACAAAUUAAUUAAAG
Messenger RNA from Lactuca saligna, 1218 nucleotides. The record is from the annotation of a GenBank genome assembly. NCBI's taxonomy places the organism in Eukaryota, Viridiplantae, Streptophyta, Magnoliopsida, Asterales, Asteraceae.